Cladocopium goreaui is the source of this 866-nucleotide messenger RNA. The record is from the annotation of a GenBank genome assembly. NCBI's taxonomy places the organism in Eukaryota, Dinophyceae, Suessiales, Symbiodiniaceae.
UUUUUGAGUCCCUGGUGCUUGAUUGUAAAGGAAUUGAUGCCAUUCACCGGCCACGCGCUGCCAUGGUGAUUAGGCAUGGAACUGCAGCUUUGUCCCGGAUUGGAAGGAGACACCCCUUCCUGUUUGGUGUAGCCAUGUCUGCCAUCAAAACCAGCGCCUCUGACUUUAUGGCACAGACUGUAGUGGAGCGGAGGGAACAGGUGGACCUACGUCGCAAUCUGAUCUUCUGCACUUGGGGCCUCCUCUACCUGGGCGGUGUGCAGUAUUUCAUUUACGUCCAUCUCUUCGCCCGGCGCUGGUUUCCUGAUGCGAUGGCUUUCGCAGCAAAAAGCUGGCGCGCGAAGCUCGCGGACACUGCCGGCCAGCGGACGGUAUUGAAGCAGGUGUUUCUGGAUCAGUUUGUGCACCAUCCCUUCAUCCUUUUCCCAGCCUUCUACCAAGUGAAGGAGUUCAUUGAAGGUGGUACACCAUCCGAAGGUUGGCGGAAGUUUCGCCAGAAUCAGGUGGAAGACCUGAAAUUAACCUGGUCUGUGUGGAUCCCAGUCUUUCUGCUGAACUUCUCCUUUAGUCCACUUUGGAUGCGCGUGCCAGUCGUGGCGAUUGUGUCCUUUGGCUUCACCACGGCUCUCUCCUGUCUCAGAGGAGCACCAGAGCAAUGAUCGAAAGCCUGGAGAGACCUGCCAGGUCAAACUUCGCCGCUAACAAGGUGGCGUUCGCAGAACCAUUCGCAGCCAACGAGCCUGCGGAGCGGAGAAUCUGGUGGCCUCUGUGUUCCAGAGACCACCUCCAAACAUGGAACUGUUUAGGGCUAAGCCAGGCUGUCCAGCCUCGGUCUCUUCUCAAGGUGGGCAGUAGCGAAGUCUGAU